AUGGAUACACUAAAACAAGGUAAACUGUUCUGGAUACAGCUAUUUGUUUUGGAUAAGCUUGAGAACCUACUGAAGGCAAUAAAUGGCACUUUGAAAAAGUUCAGGGGAAAGCAGCAGCAGCAACGGUUGUUUAAAGAUCUUAUUGCAUAUGAAAAAGAAGUCAAAGAUGUUCUUGGUACUCUAGGCCUUAGGUCUUCUUCCCCUUGUUCUGAGGUUUUGGAGCAACUUAGAAGGCUUGCGCUUAAGAGAGCAGGGAUUACAGAGGAACAGAUUAAGGAGAAGAUUGAGGAGAGAAGCUCAGCAAGAAAGAACAAAGAAUAUGACAAAUCUGACAUGAUUCGAAAAGAGCUGUAUGCAAAGGGCAUUGCCCUGAUGGAUGAACCCCAGGGAACAACUUGGAGACCAUGUGAACCUCCUGAGUAG
Messenger RNA from Asparagus officinalis (garden asparagus), 423 nucleotides. Its product is annotated as cysteine--tRNA ligase, chloroplastic/mitochondrial-like. Gene Ontology annotation, molecular function: cysteine-tRNA ligase activity; ATP binding. Bases 1 to 423 code for a protein of 140 amino acids. The transcript has 3 exons. NCBI's taxonomy places the organism in Eukaryota, Viridiplantae, Streptophyta, Magnoliopsida, Asparagales, Asparagaceae. Gene Ontology annotation, biological process: cysteinyl-tRNA aminoacylation. Gene Ontology annotation, cellular component: cytoplasm. The record is from RefSeq and is a predicted model, not a curated record.